Molecule: messenger RNA, 2178 nt
Organism: Klebsormidium nitens
Lineage: Eukaryota; Viridiplantae; Streptophyta; Klebsormidiophyceae; Klebsormidiales; Klebsormidiaceae
Source: the annotation of a GenBank genome assembly
CACCCAGAGCCAAGUCAGGCUCUGGGCCAAAGUCAGGCAGAGUCAGCCUUGGGCUCAUGGCAAAUACUGGCAUCUGCAUUCUGCAGUGGUAGGAAAACCGAAAAGGAUUGCAUGGCCGCGGCGCCUGCAUUGGCAUGCCAGGGCUUGCAUUCUUGGCUGCAGAGCUUCCUCGUGCACAUUGCAGAGGAACUAGGUUCUGCAUAAUUGGGUGAAGGUGAAGGAAAAAGAGCUCAAAAUUCUGGAAUCCUUGACGAUGCUGCUCCUUGGUGGUUGAGGGAUCAUCUUGGUCCGCUGGGACAGACCGCUCAGUUUUUUCUGACUCUUAUUACAUUCUGAUUUGACGCUCAUCUAUCAGGAUGGACAUCUCUCUUGAAAGAGUGGGUGAGCAGCCGAGUAACCACCCCUGGCUCUCGGCCCCUCCCAGUAGCCCUCGGAUUGGAAAAGUUGCUCGGCCGCCUCGCAGCCCGUCAACAGUAACCUCUCCAUACUCAGCCCCUUCCACCUCCAAAAAGCGGCCUAGCAAUGAGGUCAGCUUCCCUGAUAUCUUCAGCAUUCCGGAUGCAAACUGGCCGGCGGACCCCAUCAAGAGGCCAGGGCACCGGCGUUCAGCGAGCGACUCGAUGGCAUUCCUAGACAGCGGGAUCAACAACAUGCAUUCUUUCAGCAACAUGCCGUCUCUAAGUGGAGAGCAGGACAGCAUCUUUGAAGGAAAUCACUCAUCAGGCGGCAGGCCCUUGAACGGGUUCGGAGAAGUGCCUGAUCCCGACUCUGACAAUGUGAUGGCCAUGUUUUUGGACAUGGACGCCAUCCAUGAUUCGCUUUUCUCGAGGGGCGAACCAGAGAGUAUUGCAGGCAAGCACGCGCCAAAGCAUCGGAGGGGAGCGUCUGAGGGUGGGAUUUCAAAUUCCUGGCUGGCAAAUGGGGGGUUUGUUGCCCCUGAGCAACAAAUGGGGGGACUGGCCAGUGUUCGGGAGGCCCCAGUCCCCGGAGAAGCAGUUUCCAUGCCAUCCUCCCGUAUCAAUCAGCCCCCAAAGCGCAGGGGCCACCAGCGCACCUUCUCUGAACCCCCAACGUCACUGUCUGAGGAGACAAGCUUUGCUAGCGAAGAAGACAUCAAACCGUGCAUUUCGGGCAGUUUCCUGGAUGGAAGUGCAGCGACCGACGACAAUCGACUGGUGGGAUUGUCAGAACUCAAAAAGGAGCUGGGUAUAUCGGGGCCGCUGAAAGAGAGCGAAUUGGAGCUCCUGCAAAUGGAUCCACGAAAGGCUAAGCGGGUGCUCGCUAAUCGGCAGUCUGCCCAAAAGUCUCGGAUUCGAAAGCUUCAUUACAUAUCCGAUCUAGAAAAGCGAGUCACCUUACUGGAGGCGGACUUGAAAGCGCUGCAGCCGAAAGUGGUAUACCUGGACCAGCAGCGGACGAAGCUGAACGGCGCAAACAGCGAGCUCAAGCAGAAGAUUGCAGCCCUUCAGCAGGAGACUGGAUUCAAGGAUGCCCUAAAUGACGCGCUUCAGAAGGAGGUCGAGCGAUUACGGCGGAACAUCGCGAGCAGCGCCCCAUUAAAUGGACGGUCCGGUUUCCAGCUUGGGAGCGACGAUCUGCCAUCCCACCACGCGCCUUUCGCUGGCGAUUCAAGCGGACCAGGCCCGCGUCCCGAUGCAAACGCCCCUACAGGAGAAGCGGUUGAAUUCGAGCACGUCACGGGUAUGGAUUUCGGACAGUCCCGGGAUAGCUUCCAACAUUACCUGGACGAUUUCAACACGGGCGGCUCGUUCCUGUUGGACUCGUUGUGAGGGUGCAGCGUGAAUACUGUACAAAAGCACGGUCGUAUCAUAGUAGGUUCGCAAGCCACUGCGUAGGAAAGGACACGUAGCAGCACCCUAAGCGUGCUGAUAGAUAACGGUCACAGUGCAAAGUCGCUGCAAACGGAUAUGGAAGAUGCCAUCGACAGCGGAACCAAGUCAAAAGUAUACCGUGAGAAUUGGAUGCUCUCAGGAAAGCGACUAACUUGUGCGACUGGGGGUUCACAAAGGUUUCGCUCAUGCAACGAUGGUCCUGCUUGCUACUAAAGACGGUACAAUCUGUGCUCCCCUUUGGUACAGGUUGUGCUCCCUUUGCUCCAAGCCAUCAAACCAUGUCCGGAUAGGUUGGAAUGCAACCACGUUGUUUGCAUGUGCCCUG